AUGGCAAUCGUCCGGUUCGCGACUGGACUCUGUAGUGGUGUAUUACCUGUGGCUCUAAUCGAGAUUGACAACAUUUGCGGUAACAGGCAGACAAAAUUGGCGCAAUUUGCCAGGACGCUCGGUGUGGGUUUUGGAGCAAUUGGAACCUUUGCGUUCAUCAAGCUCAGUGCAAAUUUGCCAGAUAAAACAAACGAAGACCCUGUUGCGAGGGACUCGUCUAUGUACUUUUAUCCAUUUUGUUUUGUAUCGAUCCUUGCAUGGAUUGCAGUCAUGGUAAUGCUCUUAGGGCUCCGUCUGCGUAGUCGAACAGCAUACUCGCAGCUUGCAGAAGAUGAUGACGAUAUCUUAAACUUUAUGCCACAGACCCAAAAUGAUCUGCAGUCGUCGCCGCGCUCAUCGUCUAGCCUGAAUACAAGCAGUACAAGCAGUAGCGAAAGUGGAAGUCCCAUGGCCGCAGCUGUUGCCCAUGUCAAGUCUGCUUUUGGAGAAACAUUUAACCGGACCGCCAUGGGUCUGGGAUUAAAGAAAGCCAUGGCAUCACCGGCGAAUUUGACUGCGAUUAAUCUUUUGGCGACCCCACAACCACAUUUUCGUCUCAUUCGAGGAAUUUUACCUCAUCAUUUUCACGGGUACACUUCAGAUGGUCAUUUAAUCGUCUGGGACUUUGUUGGUCGUGUCAAGAUGGACAGACUGCACGCUGCGUGCUUCACGACAGCUGAUUUACGUGACCAUUACCGAUUUUUUUUUGCAUUCGCACAAGAAAAGUUUUUACGCACACCAAAUCAAAAGAUUGUCUAUAUUGUCGAUUUAGAUGGUCUUUCGCUUCGAGACGUUGAUGCCCGAGCAGUUGAUAUAGCUUGUGCGAUUGUGAAGACGCUACAGUUUGAAUUUCCUGAUCGCCUGCAAGCUCUGGCGGUUCUUAACGCGCCUGUUUGGUUUUCGCAGGUCAUGACAGGUAUUCGUCCUCAUUUGGCGAAGCGUACUGCCGACAAAAUAUCGUUUCUGUCGAAGAAAACGGCCACACAUGAUUUGAUUUCGCUUGUUGGAAUUGAUAGCUUGCCUCAACGCUAUGGUGGACGUAAUGGUGUUGAAAUUAGUAAAAGUGCUCAGGAACGAGCUUUAGAUGACUUGCUCAGACGAACUACAGCGUCGUUAGAGCGCACAAUUGAGAUUGUGGGUACUCCUCGAUCAGGACGCGGAAAUAUGCCGCUAUCUCGUGAUGGCAGUGUCCGCAGUGAUGAAGAGAGUGACGAAGAGGCAUUCUUUGACUGCUCUGAGUAUGGACUUCAGGGUGUGGAGGACUUGGAAGAUCAGGAGCCUUUGGUCUCUGUUAUUGUCCAUUCUCAUGAAAAUUUGUCAUCUAAAACUGAAACAAUUAGUAGAAUUAGCGCCGGGAGCUCUGGGGCGUAUCAAGCGCUGGAGAAGAAGCCGAUGCAAGCGACGAUGGCAGCCGAAAAUCUUGAACUUGCGAUCACACGCGAGCCCCUGGCCUGUCUUGUGCUGCUGGUUUAUUUUUUCUGGUUGCUAGUGCAACAAAGUUUCGAUGAAUUGAUACCGCUUUGGUUUUUCUUGCAGAGUUCGAUAAACCUGGGUGGUAGCGUUCAUGCCGAACCGCCAAUAUCGCGCUCCACUGUAUCGUCAAUUACGCUAACCAUUGCGGGCGCUCUGGCGUCUUUAUCUCUGGUCGUUCUACUAGGUCAGAUCGUGUCAAACAUAAUCUGCCGUUCUGCUCGCAAUGUCAUGACACCUCUCGCGACGCUUCGUCUUGGGUUGCUUCUUCAAAUCCCAAUUUUAAUUAGCUUUCCGUUGAUUCAAAUAUUUUUUGAUGAGCCGCCUCUAUCAUGGAUUGUUGUGGUCAGUGCUCUUGCAAUGAAGCAACUUGUUGCUGGCGUGGCGUCGCAUGGGAUUAUGACGCUUAUCGACAAUUCAAUUGCUGUCAAUCGACGUUUAGCAGUACACCGGUCAGCGCAGCGAGCUUGCUAUGCGAGCCAUUUCAUCUCGAGUGGGGCUCCAGCGCUUUUCGCACUUUUAGCCUACUUUGAGCAAGUCUUCCCGUUUGACCAAAGUUUGCUGUGUUUGGUACAAGCCCUCGGAUUGCUCUUUUUACUUAUCUUCUCCGUUGCUAUUCCAAGUCGAUUGAAUUUUCCUGUGCUGUUUAGCAUGGGCAAGCGGUAA
Messenger RNA from Plasmopara halstedii, 2175 nucleotides. Its product is annotated as Phosphatidylinositol transfer protein SEC14 and related proteins. Lineage: Eukaryota; Oomycota; Peronosporomycetes; Peronosporales; Peronosporaceae. Bases 1 to 2175 code for a protein of 724 amino acids. Gene Ontology annotation, cellular component: cytoplasm. The record is from RefSeq and is a predicted model, not a curated record. The transcript has a single exon.